AUGAACAAUACUUCUGAACCAGGAAGAUGUCGCUUGGAGAGAGCAGCAAAAAACACCAAAAAUACGACAGCGAUCGGUUCCGAUAACAAACUUCCAAUACUCAGAAAUACUUCUAAACCUGGAAGUGUCAAGAAACAGAACCAUAGAAAAGGCAGAAAGGCUGCGGCCAAUAAAUCGUCUGUCGGUCAAGCAAAAGUUCAAACGGUCAGAUCCAUGAAACCAAAAAAUAUGAUCAAUAAACCAUCAACGUUUACCGCUUCCCUGACCGCUACCUCUACCGAUCUUUCUUCUUCAUCUGCUCCAAGAACCUCUACUCUGGUCUCGUCUACCAUUCCUGCUGCUAGUACUACUUGCUCUCCUGAAUUGUCUGUUUCUGGCAUUUGCGAGCCAAAGCCGAGCGACGAUCCCACUUCAUCAAAUUCUCCUGCUCUUACCACUACUUAUGUCUCUACUGAACCAAGAAAUUUUUUUAUUGAACAAUUAUUAGCCCCUGCUGUCUGUCCACCCAUAUCGUCUUUCACAAACGUCUCCGCGACUUCUUCUGUUGCGACAUCGUCAGUCACGUCUUCCACCCCUUACUUUUUCAACGGCUCGUUCAAUAUUGAGAAUCUAUUGACGGAAGCAAAAGAUAAGGCUGACGCCACAAUCAUGGAUACAAGUGCUUCGGAAGACACAGCGGAAGAUGCGAGUGAUGAGCAAGACGAAGAUGAGACGAAGAUUGAUGUAACUUCCUAUCAGUCAUAUCGUGAAUACCAAGGAUUGAUCCCAUUUGAUACGGAUGAGCCUUCAUACUCUUGGAAAGACGUCCUCUAUGAGAAGGAAACGGAGAACAAUGAGUUUCUUCCAAUUGAAGCACUACCUUUUAGUCUUCUGGUUCAUCUGGAAAAUCGGAUAGAAGAAGGACUUCUUCUCGAAAUAGCAGUGCCGGAUAUGAUUUGCGACAAAAAUCAUCAAGUGGCUAAAAUUAUAAAAGUUUGUGGAUUUCGAUUGCUCAUAGAAUAUCAGUACACUGCUGAGCAAGAGUGGAUUCAUCUUUUUGAUGAAAAAGUUCAUUCUGUAAGGAUCAAUAGGAAACAGAACCCACCUAUCCCGACGGAACAUAAUUUUAUCGAACCAAAUUUGACAGUUUCAACUGACGAAGUGUUCGAUCAUCCACAACUUGUGAAGACUUACGAGGAAGCGAAGAAGAAUUGGUGGAAGUCAGACUACUCUGUUGGACAACGAUUCGAGCUUCUCAACUUUUCAAAUCCCUCACAGAUCCGCGUGGCUCGUAUUAAAGCUAUUUGUGGCCGUCGAUUGAGCGUCAUUGUUGAAGAGAAAGACUAUCCUGGUGAUUUCCCGCCACCUGGAGAAGAAGAAAGAAUUUCUGACCCACAACUGGCUUACAAAGGAACCAGGUGGUGGGUAGAUCAAGACAGCGAUUUUAUUUAUCCAGUUGGAUUCUCGAAUCUUAUUGGAUAUGAGUUGAUCGCCACCCCCGAUUACAAAGAGCACUCCCAAAGAAUCGCAGAAGCAAUCAGAAACAACAGAAAUCCAGAGUAUGAUGAAUCGGAUAUAAAAUUCAAUAGAACCAUUCUGAGAGAGCAACGACCAGAAUUCUACAGACAAGUGGAAGUCGGAAAUCACAUGGAAAUUCUGAAUCCAGUGGCGAAGAAUUUCAACUCAUUGUCUGCUGCGAAAGUUUUCCAAAUAUACCCAAACUUGGGGUAUAUGAUCAUUAAAAUUCUCGGAGGGGAACAAAAGGGAGCCAAGUUCCCCAUCAGAAUUCUUAGUGAACUGGUGUAUCCAGUUGGAUACGCCAAGCGGAAUCACCUAGAAUUGGAUGCUCCCAAGGGAUUCGCCAAUCGUAGGAAAACGUCGAUUCCAAUUCGUGUUGGUCUUUCUCCAAAUGAGAAAGUCAAGCUGUUUAAGAUUGGCAUGAAAUUGGAAGCUGCCAGCAAAAACGAAAAUGCUCAUAUUUGUCCAGCUACCAUCAAGUCAUUACAUGGCCAAAUUAUAAAAGUCGCUUUCGAUGGAUGGGGAUCAGAUGUUGAUGAGCUUUAUGAUGUCUGCUCGCAUGACAUUUUCCCAGUGGGUUGGGCGGAAAUGCACGGGUACCCGGUAGAUUUCCCACAAAGCGGAUAA
Messenger RNA from Caenorhabditis remanei, 2124 nucleotides. RefSeq lists its product as uncharacterized. The transcript is spliced from 15 exons. Gene Ontology annotation, biological process: regulation of DNA-templated transcription. Gene Ontology annotation, cellular component: nucleus. The record is from RefSeq and is a predicted model, not a curated record. Bases 1 to 2124 code for a protein of 707 amino acids. NCBI's taxonomy places the organism in Eukaryota, Metazoa, Nematoda, Chromadorea, Rhabditida, Rhabditidae.